UGUGAAAACUGGAUUCCCACGCCCCUUCUCCUGAUACAAAGCUCCUCCUGCUGUAAUCCUCCAUAACUCUUUGCUUUUUGUAUAAAGAAUAAAAGAAGAAAAAGAUUAAGAGAAAUUAAGGUCCAAACAUAAAUGGGAAAAGACACAGUCUGGGAAAAAACAGGGAUAAAGAUGGACAGGAGGUGUGACGUGUUUCAGACAGGUGGCUAGAAAGAAAAUCAGCUACAGGACAACUUAAUACAUUAUGUGAGAAGUCAGUCUAAUUGAUAAAGUAGUUUUGUUUUAUCACUUUCUAGGCAGACCACCAAAUAUGAGCUGGUAGGUCUGGACUUUAUCAAGUGUCUGCAAGAGAGAGAGGACAGCUGUGUUCAAAUGCUCAAGUCGUACAAUUCCGCACUCAGCAAAAGAGAGAGGGAGCCAAGUAGAGGGAGGAAAAGAAUACAGAGAGUGUACUGUGAGCUCAAAGAAAGAGAUAUUGACACGCGGCGAAGUGUGUAGGUAGGCUGGGAGACUUCAUUCUCCACGGACAGACAGCACAGAGCCAAACCGUGAAAGUGAGAUCGCUGGUGCACUAGAAGGCAGCGUGGCAGGUGCAUAACGAUAUCGAAGGAGAGGUUAGCUGUCGGAUGGAGCAUGAGGAUGGAGAGAUGAGAGGUUCGCCCAAAGAGUGGAAAGUUUUGGUCAGGAUGACAGAGCAGGACAGAGUGAGCCAAGCUUCCAGCCUGGCCACCAUCUCCGCCUUUCCUGUGCGGUACCAGGGUAAGGAAUCCAAGGUGCAUAAUUUUGGAAAAAGAGCCAGAGCUCUGAAGAGAGAUCCGAACUGCCCGGUCGUGAUCCGGGGAUGGCUGUACAAGCAGGACAGUUCAGGACUGAAGCUUUGGAAAAGAAGAUGGUUUGUUUUGUCAGACUUCUGUUUAUUUUAUUACAAAGACAGCAGAGAAGAGGCAGUCUUGGGCAGCAUCCCACUGCCCAGCUACAGGAUUCUCUUCUGUACUCCCAGAGAAUGUAAGAACAGGAAGUAUGCAUUUAAAGCAGUGCACCAGGGCAUGCGUUCCUACUUCUUUUGCGCAGACACUCAGGAGGACAUGCUGGGCUGGGUCAGGGCCCUCAGUCAAUCAGCCUGCAUGGAUACAGAGGGCUCCCUGAACAGGCGCUGCUCCAGUUUCCAGGAUUUCACACAGCUGGGGGGCAGCAGUGAAUCACUCACAUUCUUUCACAUGUCUUCUCCGAAAAACGGUCCCACCCAGCCCACGAUGUACAGCAACGGGCCGCAAAGUGAAUCCUGCAACUUACAGAAUGCAACAGCCGGAACGACACACACAGACUAUGAGGGGAAACAGGCCUUCAGUCCAUUACCAAGAACUUCAACACCUACAAGUUAUAGUGGACCAAGAAGACGUGGCCAGUCUUUGAGCCUGGAAGGAAAUGAGCAAGACAGCCACCCUUUUAUUUUCAGGAUCCAAACCCCACCUCCCAUUCUGAAAUCGAGUGGAUCCAGGCCUUUGACGCCAAAGUGUCAACUCGGAACGCGGCCACACACUCCAGUGGGCAGAGUCGACAUUCGGCCCAAUGACGACCACCUAUUGCCACCUCAAAAUAUGGGCUAUUCUCCUCCAUCUCCUCAACGGGAGACCAGUCUGAGCUCAACCACUCCUACCCCAGAAAAAAGACGGCUUAAGCACCCCUCACACUUCUCGCCUCAGCCUCAUGUCCCCAUCAUACGAAGAGGACCGGGGAAGGCCUGCUCUCAUGGGGGGCAGGCUGGCUCGUUGCCUCCUUUGCCUCCACCAAGAAUUGCCCCAGCCGCUCCCCCACCUCACCAUCACCAUCACCACCACCACCUCCGCAGUCCUAUGUCUGCGUGUCUGCUACAGCAUGCUAUGCCUUCGCCCUCAGACGUCUACCAGGACAGAGAUCCAUUUAGACCCGUAGAAUUGGAUGUUGAUGCAAUUUUGACAAGAAUCUGUGGCUGUGAUAAGCUGCUUCAGGCACUUUCCAAAGAACUGGUUCAACUUCAAGCAGACAAGGACAAUGUUCAGUGUGCUUUGGAGAUGACAAGGUUGCAGCUGGAUGACCACCUGGCUCAGGGGCUCAGUGUUCAGGGAAAAGAUGGGCUGUCCCAGAAAGGUUUUCUCCAGGAGGAGCUGGUCACUGUCAGAGCCAGGCUUUGUGAUAUUUCUGGGGAAAUGGAGAAGGUGUGGAGUCAAUAUGAGAGGAUGGAGAGUGAGCUGUCAGUCGUACGUUCACAUCUUCAGCACAUCUGUCGAUUUGGAAGGCCUCAGGAACAGUCCCAAGCCCAGAGAGAGCUGUGGAUGAUGGAGGAUAUUCUUUGUGGCCUUGGGGCCAACAGGAAUCACUUCCGGGCUAUAUUGGCAUUACAGAGGCAAACAGUUCUUCAGAAGAGUGCCUUUCAUCAUGAAGGACCAAGACCUCAAGUGGGCAGGUCACCGAGUGGGAUCCCUAUGGAGGUGGAGUUGGAGCCCCCUCCGCGCCCCCCCUUACCCCAGGAGGUGCAGGAGAGCGGGCUGAGGCCAGGCUGGCUGGAGAGGCAGGCUGAAGUAGAGGUGUUCUCCAGUGAUCUGUCCUCCUGCCAUCGGUCGCUAGAUCGAACAGGAAACAGCCUCACUGUUUUACCUAGAGAAAAAAAGCAGGCGGACGUGAUGCCAGAGAACCUGGAGGAAACCCCACGACGACAUGGGGAGAACAUGCAAAUUCCACAGACAUGUGACCCAGGUGGAGAUUCGAACCCGGGUCCCAGAGCUACCCUGCCUGGUUUUACUGCCUCCAGCUGGGUUACAUCCGACACAGCAACUAAGCGAGCAAGGAUGAGUGAGGAGGAGCAGAGAGAAAGAAUAAGGAGAAACCAAGAACGGCUAUCAAAUCAGAAGAAAGGAGGUUUGCCAACAGGCAUUAACCACAUCCAGUAUCAAAGGUCAUCUCCACCCAGGGAAGAGCCCCUCCUUCCCAUCAGAGUGACACGAGUCUAUACUGCCGUCUUGCCAUCUGCACUGAUAGCUCGACGUGUGUCAGUUGAAGACCCUCCUUCUGAGUUGGUCAAUCCUUUCCCACAGCAAAUCGCCGCUGGAACACCUUUUUCAGAGCUUGACCAAAACCAAAAGUCACUCUUCCAGGAGACAUCGAACCGAAAUUCCCCACGGCUAAAACCAGGCAGAGCAGACGAUCAGUCUGAUGAAAGAUUGCCAUCUGAUUUAUCAUCAGAAAUUUUUCAGGAUAGACCAGAUACGUCCCACACAGCCAAAGGACUGUCAACACAAAAGAUGCAGAAGCUUACAAAAGAAGAGGACUCACAAUUACAGAGCCAUAACCACAGCACUAUCCCAUCCACCCAAAGCACAGAAGCAGCUGAGGAAUAUUUAAAAGAUGUGGCUAAAUUAGAAGCUGAAAAUGUGCUCUGGUCCCAGACAAAUGACUGUACGGCAUCAGAACAUGGAAUCUCGCCUUCUGAUGGUGGAGCUAAACCAGAAGAUGGGGACCCUGGCUUAGCAGGAGUGAUGCUGGGAAAUGGAAGAAGAGAAAAGCCCGGAAUUCGAGCAUGCCUGCUAGCUGCUGAUCCGGGACUCGACCUCCGUCUGACUCCAGAGCAGAGAGAAGCAAAACUUAAACGUGUGGAGAGGAUCAGGGAGCGAGUAAUAAAAAGUGCAGCCAGAGAGAGCAUUAUGCACCCCCUCUCUCCACCGCUAGGGGGCAACAGAGAACAUAUUGUCAACUUGUCUCUCAAGCUGGCAAAUAAGGCUUCAAAAAAGAGCAAAGGAAUGGCAGCUUGCUCUGAAGUUUCUGAUGAAUGCCUGGUUACUGAAGACCUGGACUGUGGUGGUGGUUGCUAUAGUGAUAGGAAUCCUGAACUUCGCCUUAGAGGUACAACUAAGCCCAAACCUAGCAGAAUCCCAUCAAUUACUGCUAAUAAAGGAAGAUAUAGUUUGAAAGGAACAGGAAGUUUGAAGGAUGCUGCGAACACCUUAAGGAAGACACCCAACAAUGAUCACAGCAAAAGUUUGGAUGUCACAUGUCAUGCCAGAAACGUCUCUCCGAAUCAAUUAAAUACAACCAAUAAUAUCACCGCACUCCUAGUGUGUCCAAGAAAUAGGGAUCAGCAGUCAGUCCAAAAGGAAGGCAAUUUAUAUCCAUCCCAUAAUAAUGAAAAUGAGACUAACGAGGAAGCAGGCAACUCUGUCAGUCGGAAACGUCAGUUCAACAGCAGGAGGACAGAAUGGUUUCUUUCAGACAAUCACAAUGUAGAAUAUAUACCUUUAGUGAAUCAAUUUAAAGAACCUAAUUCAGGUGACAACAGCACAGAUCAAGGCAACACAUACUCUCACUUAAGGUGGCAGCCAGCGAUGAUAACAAGCAACAAUAAAAAAUCUCUGCAGUUUUCAUCCAAACAGAAGGUCUCAGAAGCUGAUAUAUCUGUUGUAUCCCCUUAUUCUACUGGGAAAAUGGAACAGCGAUCAAUAGAUCCAGCCACCCAUCAUGUGCCACCUCACCAAAGCUUAGUACAUCAUGCCCAAAGUUCAACAGCGGACAAUUUAAUAUAUGAAAUUAAAAAUUCUGAUGAGAGUGCUGCAAUGAUCCUGGAAGGAACAACAUCAGAAAAGAAAAAGAAUGACGUUUUUGAGCAAUCAAAUAAAAAACCUGUACUAUCACAGAGCCUGGCCAAUGGGGAAAAGCAAGACAUCCAAAGCAAUGAAAAACAAGGUUACAGCUUUACAAAUGAAGGGAACUGCAACAAAUUAUUGGCCAACCAAACAAUUCCUACUUAUGCUACAAUCCACUUCAUACCAGCUCCUCUUUUGGAUACAAAUCAGGACAAAGAAAACCACACUUUUUUAACUUUACACAGUGAAUCUAGAGACUCACACUCUGACCCUCAAAAUACCUCUGUCGAUCAAAUGACCUCUUCUUUGACCAAAUCAAUUAAAGAUUUGCACAUUUAUGAGGAAAUAUCCUUCAAUUCUACUCCCUCAGAAUCACAGCCUAAUCAUAGCCAUAAUACCAUACUAACAGAUAAUGAAUUCACAUCAUCCAGCUACCUACAGUCCAGUUGCUCAGAAAUCCUGCCCAAUAAUUUGUCUGCAUAUUCGACCAAUCAAAGAGAUGAGAAGGAAAUAGAAAAAGAAAACACCGAUUGUGAUUGGCCUGAUGAAAAUACAUCACCUACUGAGGGACAGACAAAUUUGGAGGCAACCAAAAGUAGCAAUUCAGAGGUGAGCAGAGAAUCUCCACUUGGAAAAGAUAUGAUUAGUUAUAGCUCUGAAGUUAAUGACAAGAAGGACGACCAGGGCUCUGAAUUUAUAAGGGCAAGAGUGACUGUUGUGAGAACCAGUUUGUAAACCAGUCUGAGUGGAAACGACACGUUCAGUGGAAGGUUUGAGUAAGUUGGGAGAGGAAAUGUCCAUGAGACUUGGAGGAGAGUGUAAAGGAGCCAGCAAUGGGAGUGUAUCAAGCAUGCGGUAGCAGCAAUGAACUGAUGAAUAGCAAAAAACUAACUUACUAAAAACAUAUUGUAAGACAUAAUCUAUUCCAAUUCUCAUAAUUAUUCAUAUCAAGCAUGUUACAGUUGUCAGUACAAUGCACAUUACAUUUGUCAAUAGUCUAUAUAUUACAUUUGCCUGUUUAAUUUAUGCUUUUGUAAACAAUCCCUCUAUCGAUGUAAUUAUUGUUUUUACUGAAAGUUUUUAACAUUCAGUCCCUUUACGGGUAUGCUUAUUAAAUGAAUAAAACGUAUCUGAAAACAA
This is a messenger RNA of Brienomyrus brachyistius, 5753 nucleotides long. RefSeq names its product pleckstrin homology domain-containing family A member 7-like. The record is from RefSeq and is a predicted model, not a curated record. The coding region runs from base 627 to 5348 and encodes 1573 amino acids. NCBI's taxonomy places the organism in Eukaryota, Metazoa, Chordata, Actinopteri, Osteoglossiformes, Mormyridae. The transcript has 25 exons.